Molecule: messenger RNA, 1023 nt
Organism: Cladophialophora carrionii CBS 160.54
Lineage: Eukaryota; Fungi; Ascomycota; Eurotiomycetes; Chaetothyriales; Herpotrichiellaceae
Exons: 2
Coding region: 1-1023 (340 amino acids)
Biological process (GO): transmembrane transport
Molecular function (GO): transmembrane transporter activity
Source: RefSeq, a predicted model, not a curated record
AUGUCCGCGCCGUUGAGCAGGCCUCAAGAGCCACACGAUGUGAGCCUCACCAGCCCCGGGCAUGGCGCCAACCAGGUCUCCAGCGAAGAGGGCAGGACAAGAGCCAUUGUGAGCCACUACAAGGGAUUCGUCGCCGGGGUCUUCUCCGGCAUUGCAAAGCUCUCCGUCGGCCAUCCCUUUGACACCAUCAAGGUCCGGCUGCAGACGUCGCAGCAAUCACAGUUCAAAGGUCCGCUGGACUGUUUGCUGCAGACGCUCCGAAAAGAAGGACUCACGGGGAUAUACAAGGGCGCCACGCCGCCUCUACUCGGAUGGAUGGCCAUGGACUCGGUCAUGCUGGGGAGCUUGACGGUCUACCGGAGGCUACUCCACGAGAACAUCUUCUCGAACCCGGCGUUUCGCCCGGGCAGGACCGCCGAUGACCUGGCGCACGAAAAGUUGCCGGCGCUCGGCCACGGGAUCGCGGGCAUGAUGGCUGGGUCGACCGUCUCGUUCAUCGCCGCGCCCGUGGAACACGUCAAGGCCAGGCUACAGAUCCAGUACGCGGCGAAGAAGAAGGAUCGACUGUACAGUGGUCCCAUCGACUGCACGAGGAAGAUCCUCCGCCACCAUGGCGUGCGUGGCCUGUUCCACGGCCUCUUCUCCACGCUCAUCUUCCGCUCCUUUUUCUUCUUCUGGUGGGGAUCCUACGAUCUGCUGACGACGUGGUUUAAGACGAACACCUCCCUUUCCACGCCGGUCAUCAACUUCUGGGCCGGUGGCCUGUCGGCCCAGGUCUUCUGGGUCACAUCUUAUCCGUCGGAUGUGGUCAAGCAGCGCAUCAUGACGGAUCCGUUGGGUGGAGGCCUUAACGACGGAACACCGCGGUUUAGACGCUGGAAGGAUGCGGCCCAGGCUGUGUAUCGGGAAUCGGGCUGGAGAGGGUACUGGCGGGGGUUUGUGCCUUGUUUUCUGAGGGCCUUUCCGGCGAACGCGAUGGCGCUGGUGGCUUUUGAAGGUGUGAUGAGAGCAUUACCUGAUUGA